Messenger RNA from Maylandia zebra (zebra mbuna), 1514 nucleotides. RefSeq names its product ecto-ADP-ribosyltransferase 5. NCBI's taxonomy places the organism in Eukaryota, Metazoa, Chordata, Actinopteri, Cichliformes, Cichlidae. Gene Ontology annotation, molecular function: NAD+ poly-ADP-ribosyltransferase activity; NAD+-protein-arginine ADP-ribosyltransferase activity. The record is from RefSeq and is a predicted model, not a curated record.
CAUCCUGUUCAAACUUUACCGUAUGCAGUUACAAGCAAUUUAUUAACUUCUGGAUUACUAUGACACUUACUGCUGCAUAAUAUAUAUUUUCCAAAUUUCCUGGAGCCUGCUGUGCUUGUGGCUUCCCUGCAGUUUGUUGCACCCUUUUUUGUGAGGUGCUAAGGCAAGUUUACUCUCCUUGUUUCAGUGGUUUCUUGCAGUCUGUAGACGAAGAGGCAGAAAAAUGGGGCAGAAAAGAAGAAUGCUUCUUGCUGCAAUAAUUUUUAUAGCUGUCUAUUACAAAGUGACCGCGAAGGAAACAAGACUACUGGAUGUCCAAAAGACCACAAAUGUUGUGGAUGAUCUGUACUAUGGAUGCCGUGAAGAGGCCAUGAAGAAGUUCAUCGAGUCAGAUGUGUUAAAACAAGAACUAAAUAACAGUGAAGGAUUUCAGAAAGCAUGGAAUAAAAGUAUUGAGUGUUCAAAGCAGAUCCCUCAAGGACGAAAAGAGCAUAGUGCUGCACUUUCAGUCUAUAUUAAUGAGGAUAAAUCGUUCAUACAAACACUGAACAAAGCAAUAGAGACAAUGGGUGGAAAUGUUAGCAUCUAUGAAGACCACUUCAACCUCAAGUCUCUUCAUUUCCUGCUGAUGGACUCCAUGAGGCUGCUGAAGCCAAAGGAGUGCAAGAACUUUUAUGUUUUUCAAGAUGGUAAAAACCAACCACAGAAAGGCUCCACAGUGAGAUUUACAAGUUUCACUUUAGCUUAUUCAGACUAUGAAGAGCUAAAGAGACCUAAACAUGUCAAUGAGAAUACUAUUUUACAUCUCACUUCUUGCUUCUUUGUCAACCUGAAAGACUAUGUGUGCGGUCAAGAACAGGAUGAAAUACUCUUAUCUCCAGCAGAAGUUUUCACUGUGGAACAAGUGGAAACAAAAACUACAUCGGAUGGUGACGAAUACCUUGAGAUUGAUUUGAAACAGUCGGGACUGAAAAGCUCACACAACUGUUACAUCUUUUCACGGAUGUCAGUAGGUCAGGAGACUACCACAGCUGUUGCAGAGCGAGACAGGUCUCCUCCAGCUGUUGUCGCCACCCUGUGGCUUGUAUCAGUGCUUGCAGCCUUAUCUUCUGUUUCUUUAGCUGUUUAGCAAAAACAGUUAUCAUUCAGAGUUUUCUGGGUUUUAUAAUCUGCAAUAUUGCUUUGAUUAUUCAUACACCUUUUUUUAGGUCUUUAUUUGGCAGAUUGUGGUGAAUUGCAGUAUUGUGUCAAAAUAUAGUCAAAUACAGUUUUCUGCUUCUGUCAUAUAUUAUGAAUUAUAAACUCAGUUUUUAUUUUCUUUAUGCACGCUAGAAAAAUGUACAGCAUACUUGAAAUAUAUAUACAGUAUGUGUUUAUUAUUUCUUGUUAGGGUUUGCAUGCCUUUAAAAUGAUUAUAGGAAAUGAGUGAUGGGAAUGAAAAAAGCCGAUAUGUGUCGAUAAGGUCAGAAUAAAGGUUUGGUACAGUUGCUUCUGGUGUACCUCCAAGUAUUCAA